CGUAUCAACGUGUGAACAUUUCGCUACAAUGUAUUUUUAAGUGCAAAAUAACAAACGUUUUACAGUACUAACCGAAGUUAUCCUUACCACAAUGCGUAUACGAUUGUAGACUGUGAUAAUUUGCUUGUGAAAAACAAUUAACAUCAUGGCCAUCGGCAAAAAUGAAGUUAUUUACAUCGGCGAUAAGGACCUGAACCGUAACCGUAAUACGCGUAGUAACGAUGAAACGACGGAGCGGCAAAUAAAAAUCCUUUUCUUCGACCUAACGCACUACAACCAAACGACUCAGUUUUUGCUCUGCUGCGCUGGAGUGUUCGUCCUCUAUCUGGUGUAUGGCUAUAUGCAGGAACUGAUCUUCACGCUCGACGGAUUUCGACCGUACGGAUGGUUCCUGACACUCGUCCAGUUCGCUUACUACACUGCGUUCGGUUACAUUGAGCGAUCGGUCGAGCGAACGACCGUUCCGAGAUGUAUCCCGAUGCGGACCUAUGCUCUGCUGGCGUUCCUCACUCUCGGCACGAUGGGCCUAUCCAACUCGAGCGUGGGUUACCUCAACUACCCCACACAGGUCAUAUUCAAGUGCUGCAAGCUGAUCCCGGUGCUGAUCGGAAGCGUACUGAUUCAAGGCAAACGGCACGGACCGAUGGACUUCUUCGCCGCGUUCGCCAUGUGUCUCGGGUUGAUAUUGUUCACGCUGGCCGAUUCGCAGGUCCAGCCCGACUUUGACACAUUCGGAGUGUUCCUGAUCUCGAUGGCACUGCUGUGCGACGCUGCCAUCGGCAAUGUGCAGGAGAAGGCAAUGCGGGAAUACCGGGCACCGAAUAAUGAAGUCGUCAUCUUUUCCUACGGCAUCGGAUUCGUGUAUUUAGCCGUGAUCAUGAUGGUAUCAGGACAUCUUGUAAAGGGAAUCGUUUUCUGCGCCCAACACCCGGUGGAAACGUACGGAUAUGCGUUUCUUUUUAGUCUGACCGGUUAUCUGGGAAUACAGAUCGUGCUGACGCUGGUACGAACUUGUGGCGCUCCUCUUGCAGCCACCGUCACAACGGCUCGUAAAGCGGUCACGAUUGCUCUCUCAUUUGUGUUCUUCAGCAAACCCUUCACUAUUCAGUAUCUGUGGUCCGGUUUGAUCGUCGUGUUUGGCAUCUAUCUGAACGUGUACAGCAAACGUAGCAAACUUACCUUUGCCGAUCUGGCCCGAAUGGGAACCACAUUGUAUCGACGAAUUUUACGACUGCCGACCAAGGAUGGAACCAAAAAAUCGCUACUACAAGUGUGAUUCUGCCUCCGUAACGGAGCUCUUACAUUAACCCAAACAUUCAACAAAGGUGCUCUAAUGUAGACAAACAUACGCAUUCAAUCGCUCUUAAAUGAAGGAUUAUCAACUGAAUGUAAUAUCAUAUAGAACAAGUUAACUAUAGACUUCGAAUUUUGGUUUUAUCUAUACGAUGACAGUGUCGUGAAUGUGGUCAGGUCAUUCGCCAAACUCCUCCUCAGAUACAAAUUAUGGAAAAAGUUGCUCACGUAAAUAAUUCGGAUGCCUUAGCAAAGCAAUAAAACUAGUAG
This is a messenger RNA of Anopheles coustani, 1563 nucleotides long. It is a transcript of the gene Papst2, whose product is annotated as adenosine 3'-phospho 5'-phosphosulfate transporter 2. The transcript is spliced from 2 exons. Bases 146 to 1276 code for a protein of 376 amino acids. NCBI's taxonomy places the organism in Eukaryota, Metazoa, Arthropoda, Insecta, Diptera, Culicidae. The record is from RefSeq and is a predicted model, not a curated record. Gene Ontology annotation, cellular component: Golgi membrane; endoplasmic reticulum membrane. Gene Ontology annotation, molecular function: 3'-phosphoadenosine 5'-phosphosulfate transmembrane transporter activity. Gene Ontology annotation, biological process: transmembrane transport.